AUGAUAACUGUAGAAGAAUUAGAUCAUGCCAUGAAGAUACUCAUCAGUGGCUGUCAAGGCCAUAGUUUUGCACAAGAGUUGCAUAGUCUUCGUGUGCAAUCGCAAUUGCAUUCAAAAAGCAAAAUAAUUGCACUGCAUCCAUUCUUGGAUGAGGAUGGUAUCAUUCGUGUGGGUGGAAGGCUUUGCAAUGCAUCCAUAGAAUAUUCACAGAAAUACCCCAUCAUUUUACCAAACAAACAUCAUCUCACUAAAUUGAUAAUUAGGGAUAUACACUAUAAAAAUCUACAUGCGGGACCACAAACUGUUUUGGCGAUGAUGCGUAACAAUUAUUGGCCAAUUUCGGGCAGAGGGGCAAUACGUCGCGUAUUUCGAUCUUGCAUAGUAUGUUUUCGUUCAAAACCGAUAACUGCAAAGCAAUUAAUGGGCAAUUUGCCGGCAGUACGAGUAACUCAACAGUCGCGGGCGUUUUUAUAUACAGGUGUGGAUUAUGCAGAUAUUUAG
Formica exsecta is the source of this 501-nucleotide messenger RNA. RefSeq lists its product as uncharacterized. The transcript has a single exon. NCBI's taxonomy places the organism in Eukaryota, Metazoa, Arthropoda, Insecta, Hymenoptera, Formicidae. The record is from RefSeq and is a predicted model, not a curated record. Bases 1 to 501 code for a protein of 166 amino acids.